Molecule: messenger RNA, 387 nt
Organism: Symbiodinium sp. CCMP2592
Lineage: Eukaryota; Dinophyceae; Suessiales; Symbiodiniaceae
Source: the annotation of a GenBank genome assembly
AUGACAUCCCAGGAGUUUUAUGAGCACUGCAAGAAACAUCGCGAUUUGGCGAACUCGUGGAUUUUUGAGACCUGCCCCAUCUACACCAAGCCUGGCGCAGUUCAUGUACAGCAGCCAGUUUGGAAAGACGUCCCGAAGGGCAUGUCUUCCUUUCACCGCAACAUCAGUGAUGUGGUGGCUGAGUCGCUUUCCAAGAAAGCACGGGAAGGGCGACAGGUUUGUGGGGGCUUUGAGCAGUGGCGGACUCGCAAGGCGGUGAAGGAUGUCCUGGAGACUCGCCAAGAGGAGCUCCAAGUAUUCAAUGAGACGUUCCAUAUCCGAAACGAGAUGAAGGACAUCUUCCGGCGGUCGUCGUUCAUAGAGAAGCCGCCCUCAAGUGGGCGCUGA